GAGCUUGGACAAGAACUUCUACAUCCAAAAGGUUUGGCUGGAGAUUGGCGGCCUGCUUUUAUCACUGCCAGUGCUGCUCAUCAUCCAAGAGCUCUUGGAGCCGCAGCGCAACCUCUUCAGUGGCUCUUGGCUGCAGAUGGCCAAGAAAGCCUUCACCGGCUGGAUGUGUGCAGCCUUGGUGGCACGCGUCGUCCAGAGCUGGUUCACAGGCAUCGUGUCGAAGUACCUCUCUACGCUGAGCCGAUCGGUGAUCCAGUGCAUCGCGGUCAUUGUUGUUCACAUGUGGGACCCAAGCGGCAUGCAAUCCGUUUCUUUGAGGACGCAGGAGCUGGUUCGUGAUGCCGUCAGUAGGAGCUUGAUCCGAUUGUUGCAGCCACCAAUACUGCUGCAGAUUACGGCCUUUCAGGCAGAGGCCAGGAUGCUCCAUGUCCAGCGAAUGUCGGGAGAGGAGCUGGCUAGCUUCCCUGUCGGAACCUUCUUGCGCGUGAGUGACUUGAAAACGGCCCUUCAGAGCAAUCCGGAGCUGCGUGGACAAAGACUGAAGCUGGUCUGUGAUGGCGUGGUUCUGCCGGACGAUCACAAACUUGAGUCGGCGGUCGCAUUGCUACUCGUGGUAUCGCGCCCCUUCGUUGAGGCAACAGAAAGCUCCGUGCAAAAGCUCGUGCUUGCUGCCGAAAAAGGGGCCGUGUCAGAGGUUGAGGAGAUGCUGCAGCAACCCUAUGAUCCCGACCUCCGCGGCUUCGUCCGGAAAUCGUUCGCUGAAGCUUCCUCCCAUGGUUACCAGACUCCCCUCGCUGCUGCAGCUGGCUCUGGCCAAACUGAGGUCGUUCGCCUGCUGUUGGCGGCUGGCGCGAAAGUGAACCUUCGAUCGCAAAACCAAGGGUUUUGGCGGAAGGCUGCACGCAACCCCAAAGUCAACCCCAACGCAACCCCUCUGUUUCAGGCUUCCUGCGCAGGCCAUGCAGAGGUCGUGAGGUUGUUGCUGGAUGCCCAAGCCGACCAACACCAGGUGUGCGGUGUGGAAGCGCUGUCACCGUUCCAUGCCGCAGUAAAACGCGGCCGGACUGAGGUUGCAGGCCUGUUGCUGGAGGCCCGUGCCGACACAAACAAAGCGCAUGGUGACGAAACGCCCCUGGCGACGGCGAUCUUGCAAAACCACCCGGACAUGGUGGCACUGCUCUUGAAGAAUGGCGCCGACAAAGAGCAGGUUGUCGAUUUCGACACACCUCUUGGACUCGCAGUCCGCAGAGGCCGGCAGGAGAUUGUAGCUCUCCUGCUGGAAGCCGGCGCUGACAGACACCGGAGGUUCGGGCCUGUGAGGGAGCGGCCCAUGGCUGUAGCAGCCAAAUACGGCUACACCGCCAUCAUGCGCCUGCUGCAGCCAGGGCCUGGUUCGGAAGACUCCCCGAAGAAAGGCAUCGCGUUGGAGGAGUGUACAGAUGUGUACAGUGUACAGAUACCUGUCACCAAGCAGCCGGAACGGGACGGAGAGCACGAAGUGCAGUCUCAGUCUCUGCCGGAGUCGGACGAGGAAGUGUCGGACGAAUCGCAUGAGGCCGACGACACCGCUGCGUUUGAGGAGUGGUCUCACGCCGCGUUUGAGGAGCACAUCGCAGGGAUCGUCUCAAGCAUGGACCCAGCGCAACCAGACAUCAUUCAAUGCGUGCGGGCAUCGCAAGCUCUUGGUUGCUUUGGACGAGCUUUCCGGCCUGCAGGCAGGGGGAAGAGCCGCCGAAGUUUCCCAACCAAUCACAUCCAGGAGUUUUGGAGCCACAGCUGGCAUGGCAACGCAUGGCACAAGGUCCUGACUGCAUUGUAUUUGUACAAUGGCAUGACGGCAGCAGUCUUUGCAUCACUGGGGACUCUACUUCUCUGGGCACUCGUCGCAUGGAGUUAUCUGCCAGUAGAACCUCUCUGGUGGAGAGAACAUCCCGCAGCUUCCUUCUGGUGCACCGGAACGAGCAUUCUUCUCUAUUGCUUGGCACUCUUCUUCUCGAAGCCUCGUCGGCGAGUCUUUUUGGAUAUUUUGUGCAUUGAUCAGGAGGACACUUCCUUGAAGGCGGCAGGCCUGGUUAGCAUGGGAGCCUUCCUCAAGUGUUCCGAUUCGAUGCUUGUGCUCUGGGAUCCCUCAUAUACUCAUCGCCUUUGGUGCGUUUUUGAGAUGGCCGCAUAUCUACACAGCCGCCCGGCAGACAAAGUGAAGCUCAUCAUCCGACCAACCAUUCUGGGCCCGGUCUUCAUCUCUUUGCCAGUGGCUUUGUUUUUCUUCAUGCUGGUGACCAGCGUGAUCCCCACUGCCCAGCAUGCAAUCAUGUGGCCUCUGAUGGGCCUGGCCGUCUACGUUGGCUUCUACAAAAGCUGUUCCAUGUUGCGCGAGUACUGGCGGUCGGUGGAGCUGUUGGAGAAGCGGGUCGCAGGCUUCACCGCAAAAGAAAGCCUGUGCUGGUGCUGCUCAGCCGAUCACAAGGAUGCCGACGGCGAGUCUAUAGUUUGUGAUCGGCAAAUCGUUUUCAGAUGCAUUGUCACAUGGUUCGGGAGCCUCGAGAACUUCGAGACCAGGGUACGUACAGAUGUCUUAGAAUGCUUAGUUGACCAGCUGUCCAAACAGAUCUUCACCUACAAGCAAUGUGCUCUGGCUGCUUUGCCAUACUGCUGGUCUUCGUUUGACGUAUCAGCCGUGGAAGCUUCAUUAAGGAUCCCCGACUACGACCUCCUCUUCCAACCCUUUGACUUUGGUGGAGUCAUGAGACCUGUUUGUCGAGGCCUCGGCUGGGCUCUUGGAUUUCUGCCGGUGAUAUUUUUCCUUGCAAGCAGGCUUGGAUUCCUCCUACGACAUAAGCGUGACAGCAUCUGUGCUGAAGUCUUGGUCAACUCUUGCAUCCUUGUUGCCAUGAUUGCUGUGUUCUUUGCCCUCUUGAUGCUUGAGCAAGCCUGCUGGAGUUUCGAGGGCCCAUUGGGAUACUACAACCUGGCGUACCACCGACUUCCCGGCACGGGCGUGUUCGUCGGCAUCCUGCUCUCCACCGCUGCCAUUCUGUUCUGCUGCAUUGGCCCUCGGUGCUGUGGCAGACGGAGUUUUAAGCCAGCUUCUGAGCAGCGCACGAUGAGUCCUGAACCGGACAGGGGGGUUUAG
Symbiodinium necroappetens is the source of this 3133-nucleotide messenger RNA. The record is from the annotation of a GenBank genome assembly. Lineage: Eukaryota; Dinophyceae; Suessiales; Symbiodiniaceae.